Sclerotinia sclerotiorum 1980 UF-70 is the source of this 915-nucleotide messenger RNA. RefSeq lists its product with no specific name. The record is from RefSeq and is a predicted model, not a curated record. The transcript is spliced from 2 exons. NCBI's taxonomy places the organism in Eukaryota, Fungi, Ascomycota, Leotiomycetes, Helotiales, Sclerotiniaceae. Bases 1 to 915 code for a protein of 304 amino acids.
AUGCCAACCCACCUCAUCGAAAUAAAUCUCAGCGGCGAUAAAACUCUCUCGGAGAAAUUCUAUAAACUCGUAGAGAGUUUUUCAAAUGCAUCUCCUGAUUCUGAGUCUGUAUCUGGAGAAACUGAUUCUGUGGGUAUUACUGUUGAUGUUACGGGUGAGGAGUUGCGGGGGAUUAUUGUUGUUCGCACACACCCUCUCCCCCUCAUCCUCCAAAUCCUCUCACCACACCUCCCUCAUUUCCACCGUAAUCCGCCAAAAAUAUCCCAGACAACUGAACGGGGAAUUUAUGAUGCGUGUCGAUAUUCUGUGCAGCAGCUUUUGAUUUAUAUUUCUUUGCAUUCUUCGGAUCAAUCAAAUCAAUCGAAUAAAUCGAAUCAUCUAAAGGAAAUAGACGAGGAUAGAGAUGAAGGCAAGGAUGAAGAUGAAGAUAAAAUCCAGAAAUUGCAAACACUAUUCAAUGUAAUAUCUAUGCAGCUCUCGCACGAGGGAAAGAUAAGUGGAAUGAGACAGGGUGAGAUUGAGGGGAUUUCCGGUUCUUCUAUUUCUACUUCUUCUGAACCUUCCUCUAUAGAGACAGGGAUUCCGUCACCGGAAAAGGAGAUGAAAAUGGGAAUGGAAAUGGGAACAGUAAUGCGAUUUAAGGGCCAAGAAUGUAGAGUCUGGAGUGUAUGGACUGCGUGGACAGCGGCGAGGGAAAGGUAUGAUGGGUGUGGGAAGGAUGGGGAGAGAGGAGUAGGGGAUAAUGGGAAUGGAGAUGAAGAUGAAGGGGAAGGAGAGGAGGGAGAAAGUCUUGCGAAGAGGAUUGAUUGGGGGAAGAUGGGUGUGUUGGGGUGGGAAGAGAGGAAUUGGGUGUUUAUGAGUUUUGGGGAGUUUUUGGAGAGGGGUAAGGAGAAGGGGAGGUGUGUUGUUAUGUGA